AUGCACAGACGGACAUCAAAAGAAAACCAAGACUCUGCCGAAGUCUUUUUGCCACCUUCAUCCCUCGGAGAGAAACUGACCGAUGCCGUUGCCGCCGAUGUCUAUCACCCAGGAUUUCUCGGCCCCGGCUCGUAUGCCGUGCUGCUGGCUCAGGAUGGAGAGCCAGAUCAACAGCGCGAACGUGAAGAAUCCGUCGCGUCAGAGAGGUCCGACCGAGAGCUUACCCAUCAGCACACAUUGCCUAAACCAAUGAGAUAUCAGAUGGUGCUUGAUGUCUUGAGCACCUUCCGCCACUACAACACCAUCAAAGAUCUGGUGCUUUGGUACAGUGCACGUAAUCAGGCUGGUGUCAUACCAGCAUGCAUCGCCGUUGACGCCGUCAACGCCAUAGAGGCCCUCGUCGAUAAACACGACCUCCGACGCAAGGCACCAAGCCCACAGCUGAUAGCCCAGGUUCUCGAGACGACUGCCCGCCCUUUUACCAUAUCUCAGUCCCUCGAGGCUCGUGAUUUUCAUAUACUGUGCUCGGGAGAGAAUCUGCGCCUCGAAAUGAUUGGCUUCUUGCUUGCCACCGCCGGUCGCGCGCUAACGUUUGGCUUUGGUUCAGAAAGGUUCAACGACCUGAACAACAAAGACGUCAAGUUGCGCUUUACCGACGAGUUGCUUCGCGCAAGCACAACCUGUCUGUUCCUCACAACAAUGCUUGCUACGGUUAAUGAUAUCACCGUGUGGAUGUUUUACGAAAACUAUGUGUUUACAAUCAUGAUGUGUGGAUAUGCGGGACCGCCCGCUUGGAGACGCAUUGGAGAGUUAGCAACACAGGUGUACGCGCUUGGUAUUCAUCAAGACAAAAAGUGCGCUCAUGCGCCAACCUGGCUGGCAGAAACCCGUCGUAGACUAUUUUGUGCGACUUACAACCAAGACAAAUCCAUUUCCACGUUUCUUGGCCGCCCGAUACGGAUAAGUAAGAGAUAUACUGAUGUCCAGCUGCCACUUGACCUCGCCGACGAUGAGGUAACGGGCGACGAGGAAACGCUAAACGCUGCAAUACAAGCAUUAGACGCUGAUGGCUGGAACACCAAAGGCAGGUGGCUUCGGGCAUCAUGGAUCCGUCUGCGUCAAAAGUCGCUUGAAUUUCGCGAGGAAAUACUCGAAUUUUCCUUUAUCAAAAUUGAUGCAAAUGCAGAGGCUCAGCUCCUGGACAUAUCGCAGCGCAUAGGCACAACUUGGGAUAUGCUACCAAAACAUAUGCGCUAUCGGAAGACAUGUUGGGAGGAAGACAUACCGACAAAGGUUUGCCUGAUGCUAUGCAUCGUCCACCUCACCCACUGGUACAAUGAAUUCAUGAUCCAGAAGCUACUCGACUACAGCCCUCUGACACUGAAUACGGCAUUGCUGCGCGUUUCGAUUGACCUACUGUCCAAUACGCUCACUAUGGGCACGAUACGGGAUCGAUCGUAUGAUGUUCAUCGUGACAUGCUGCAUUGCGUGCUGCUCUUUGGCAUCCCAGCUGCAUCAGUCCUGGCCGCCGCGCUUCGCGAACAACAUCAAACAGGUCAGCAGUUUCCAGCCGAAGUUUCUCGAUCCGAAAUCAUCCGUAUGCUCAGCGUCCUCAUCUCGCACCUCGACGCUGCCGCAUACUUGGAAAACUCGGGCGCAGGCCAUGGCGAAGCCAACUACAACUUGUGUCGCAAAGCGAGUAAAGUCUUUACCAAGAUCAUUGACACUGUCCUGGACCCCAAGACAGUAGAGGAAUAUACGCCUGCUAGUGACCAAUUGGGUUUGGACCUUGGCCUUGAUUUCUUUUCCGGGGCUGGCUUGGAUGGCUUCCAAGGUAUGGAUUUUCCUGGCAUGAAAAUUGGCCCAGGUACAAAUGGGAAUGCUGCCGAUGCCGGUAUGGAUUGGGGUGCACUUGGACAGUGGAAUGCCUGGAGUGGGCUCGUUUAG
Molecule: messenger RNA, 1947 nt
Organism: Exserohilum turcica Et28A
Lineage: Eukaryota; Fungi; Ascomycota; Dothideomycetes; Pleosporales; Pleosporaceae
Exons: 4
Coding region: 1-1947 (648 amino acids)
Biological process (GO): DNA-templated transcription
Cellular component (GO): nucleus
Molecular function (GO): DNA binding; zinc ion binding
Source: RefSeq, a predicted model, not a curated record